This is a messenger RNA of Corticium candelabrum, 3540 nucleotides long. RefSeq lists its product as uncharacterized. The transcript has a single exon. The coding region runs from base 22 to 3324 and encodes 1100 amino acids. The record is from RefSeq and is a predicted model, not a curated record. NCBI's taxonomy places the organism in Eukaryota, Metazoa, Porifera, Homoscleromorpha, Homosclerophorida, Plakinidae.
UCUUCCACGUGUUGUGUAGAAAUGGGUGAUGCUGGAAAGCGCUACGUAUAUCCUGCACGGUCUGUCUUGAACGAGAAUUCCCGUCCGUUUCGUCCUAUGGCAGAAGAAAAGACUAUUAAUUUGUGUGAGGACAUUCCAUUGCGUAGGACGACUGAGCCACUCCGCCUCUGCUUUCAGGGAGUUGGCGACGUCCGCAACGUGUUAUUCAACGUUUACAAACGGAGAAUGUUGGGUGACAAGCGUACAGUGGAGAUAGUGAUCAACGACUCAGACCCUGUCAUUAUUGCUAAAGACGUCCUUCUUCUGUCUCUGGUUGAGAAGACUCCUUUGGUGAGGAGAGACCUAACGGCACUAGCCGACUUCACCGAGUUCUUUACGUCGUUGUGGUUCGAUCUGAUGCUCAGUCCUGCUCACCGCAGCAGGCUAUCAGAUUUACUUGGUGAACUAAUUUCCAAUUUUCCGGAGAAGAUGAAAUUCUUACAACCAGGAGACAAGAAAAAGGUCAUCAAGAUUUGGUCCAUGUGGAAGGACUGCAGAAUGACUGCCAACGAAGCAAUGACUAGGAGAGAGGCAACGAUCCGCUGGGACCGAGCUCAGCCUUAUUACAAGGAUGACUGGGUGCUGAGGAAAGACACAUACAUGAGUGAUCGUGAUAUAAAGAUUAUUGCAGAAGGGAGGCUGAGGAUGGAUGCCAUUUCAAUGCGAGAUUUUGCUCCAACGCCUCAAAUGCGGGAAGAAACAAAGGAAUACUUGAAAAGUGGAAGUCGUCUCAGGCCUGGCAAAGAAGGAGUUGAACUUUCACUUGAACUGACAAAAGUCAACCCAACUGUGAUAGAUCUCGUCAAGAAGAGGUAUCCUUAUUACCAAUGCAAUCCAUUGCAUGCAUUUCUAAUGGCAGCCGAAGAAGUAGAUUUCUGUGGUGACAACCAGUCACUCUUUUAUACAAUCAACAUGUCUGUACAGCGCCUUGCUAUUGUUUUUGCUAAUGAGCUUGCACUAGAUCGAGUCAAUCUGACGUUUGACAUUGGAGAUUGUGAAUCUCUAGUUGUAGAUCGGCUACCAAGUCACCUCACCUUUGAUGUCAUUGAUACCUCUUGUCUUAGUGAUGUAAAAGGAGUCCUUCCUCUUCUGCUCCUCAACUCAGCAAGGUUGAAUCGAAAUGAAUGCCACAGUACUUUAUGGAUUCAUUCACUUCGUUCACAUCGUGCAUGCAUCAGCAUGGGUGCUUAUUUGAAAGAUAUCCUUCCAGCUCCAUAUUCUGUGUGGCCAACAUUAUUCCAACUCACUUGCUCCCUGCCGUUUGAGAGUGGUCUUUCGUUUGAUGAGCGGAGGGGAUACAAAUCGAUGCCUACUGUCUAUACCCAGUUGAUGAUGAAAUGGAAAGUUGCUUCUCCACAGACCAUGCUUAUUGAUCUUGUCCCAGGGGCAGUAGACUGUGUUUUCAAAAAGAUGAUCGAUGAACUGAUCACAAAUCUCUUCUGGAUAUUCACAGGAAGGGUAAGAAUCCUCAGGAUCAAUGAUGUUCUUCAUCCCCAAUAUCGCCUUACCAUUUCUACAAUACUGCAUCUCCUUCUUAGUUUGGCACGAAUGUUGUCAAGACCAAAAGAUAUCUUUACUCAUUUUUAUGGCAAAGUUCAAGCCAUCGACGCCAAGAGUCGUGUUCGAUUUGGCAAGAUUGAAUUUGGAGCCUUUGCUCUUGAUGUUCAAACAACAGCCAAGUGUGUACUUCCAGCAGAGUAUCAACCAGAUUCACCUCUCCAUCAUUUCUUUAAAGAGGGCAGUGGUGAGGUUCAAACAUAUGUUUAUCAGCUAAGAGAGAAUGGGGAGGAGAAGGCACAGAUUUGCCCACUUGGAUUUGUUCUGGUAGAAGAUCUAACAUUAGCAGAUGUGGCUGUUUUAGAAGGUGGAAACUUGCACAAUUGUACAUCAUUUGGUCAUGCUCAUGAUUGGCUCUUCACCAAUUCACAUCGAAUUCAAAUCAUUGACAAUGCAGCUGUUGACACAGACACCAAUUUGUUGAAAAUAACACUCCCAAGGUCAGCAGUGACAAGGUCUCGUUUCCACAUUAUUGGCAUGGACAUGCAAAAAGGGACGGUCAUUUUCUCUCCAUUCAGGGAAUCUGACCUUGCAGAACUCACUGAUUAUCCGAAAUCAGUGAGAAUUCCAUCUUGCAUUCCUUCAGUUCCAACAGUUAAGCGGCAGUCUGACUUGUUUACUGUGACAUCUUUGUUUGAGUAUGGAGAUCGCUAUGAAGUUCACAUGGUUGGUGAACAAUUGCUCUCUGGUCGUUCACAGCUUGUUUUUGCUCAAGAAAAGAAGACAUGUCUCGUGAUGUCUGUAGCAUCUGAAAAAACCAUUUUGCACAAGAAGAAGAAAAAGAAGAAAGAGGAAACAAAGGUGGACACGAGAGCAUCAGGAUUAUUGCACUUUCCUGGUCUUGUAAAUGCAACUAAUUGUCAGUCUCUUAUUAUUGGGGAAUAUUCGGCAAUUUUAGUGGCAUUCAAACCAACAGAAUCAUGUGAGCCAGUAUGGGAAAAACUGGACUUAGACAAACUUUCUACAUGGCCGCUCCAUCGUCCCGUUGGCAUUGGUCACUCUCUGUAUACAAUGAUUGAAUCAGAAACAUCUCGUACUGCUGCUCGUGGCCUUGGAUAUGGUCAUGAUUCAUAUGUUGAUGUGCGACAAACAAUAUCAGCAAUGUUUCAGUCUUUCAUAGAUAUGAAUGCAAUGGACGUUCGACGUGUUGUUAAGAUGAAGCAAGAUGGUCACAUGAUAUUUCACUUUGUUAGCUCAUUUGCCAAAGGAUUUGCUGCCUACUGUCCAUCCUUGCUGCUAACACCUCUUGGUACACCAAUCAUUGAGGUCUACUAUGGCAUCUUUACUCGUCCUCUCUCUCAAGAGUGUGAAAAGUUGAUCCUUCAUAUUGAGAACAUUCCUAAGAAAUGGAUCCAUGAUACACGUGGUCUUGAUGAAGAGAUGGACUUCCUAUUCAACUUCUUAAAUCAGAAUGGUCAAAUGCUGGUCAACGCUGAACCGAGACUGAUGGCUGGGACGGAAAUGAAGAGAAGUUUUGUUUAUCCUCUUUAUCCUCUGGAAGAUCGCCUGGGUCGAAAAGUGCCAAUUCCUCAAAAUUCAUAUCCUCCUGAGUUGAUACGGAUGGCUCUUGAAGAGAAGGAAUCAGGAACAGACCCCAAAAAAGUUGCUGCUGCGCGACAGAUUCUUCUCAAACAGAGACCAGGAACUUUCGAUGGGUGGCUGUUUGAUAUUAGUGCAAAAUUUAGGGCUCUUAAGGCUAAACCUCAAGCUACAACAAAAGCAAAGUAAUGGUAUGGGAGGGGUUUACUACACUCUCUUAUUUACUUUAUCACAGUUUCAAGGUUUUUGCUUGUUUUCGGACUUUGAUAAGUUGGGAAUGAAUUGCUUACACUCCCAUUGUCACAGAAUGAUCUGACUGUAUUUUACUGUCGUUUUAUGUCUUAUACCAUAUUAUGAUGUACUGUGCACUUGCUGUAAAUUUGUGUCAGCUGAACCCUUGCAGAU